Messenger RNA from Pomacea canaliculata, 2944 nucleotides. RefSeq lists its product as uncharacterized. The coding region runs from base 26 to 2269 and encodes 747 amino acids. The transcript has 10 exons. The record is from RefSeq and is a predicted model, not a curated record. Lineage: Eukaryota; Metazoa; Mollusca; Gastropoda; Architaenioglossa; Ampullariidae.
AGGUAAAACUGUGGUGCUGCUGCUGAUGGCCAUACAGUGGCUGCGGUGUGGUCACCACGUCUACGUUGUCAGUACUUGGAGAGGGAGUCGUGCAGCGUGCAUCAUGUUGUAUCACCUGUUGCUGAGAACAGGGCUGCCAAAGACUCAAUUUCACCUCCUGCAGUAUGAUCUCGAGAGAGGCAAAGACUUGGAGAAGGCCGUGAACGACUUGUCACGGAUGUUGAGGGGAGGGUCAUCGCACGUUAUCGCUGAUGAAGUCAAUGGGGAAUUACAGAAUUUCUUUGACAAACUACUGGCACAAGUUCCUCGUCUCCAUCUCUGGGCGGCAAGUUGCUACCAUCAAAGAGCACCUGCUGGUUGGCAAGUGGAGCAUUUAACAAGACCCCUUCGUUCUCCUCCCGCCAUCGUCAAGGAAGUCCAGCGGAGCGAAGUUAUCACAAGUUGUUUUGUCCCAGCUUAUAAAGAGCGUGGAGUACCCGACCACACAGACGGUCCGCCAGUCAGGAUUGUUUAUCACCAGGGAAGCCCAGAUUUCUGGUCAGGAAACUGUGCCACUUGUUGCUCUGAAGUGGCUGAAAUCUUACAGAGUCUCCGCGUUCAUAUUCCCGAGAAGGUAACGACAACUUCAACCGUCGGAUCCACCAGUAGCGCUCCAUCACUGUGUGUUCAGUGGAGAGACAUGAUAGUGUUGUACGGAGGUCGCGUAAGAGACACGACAGAUGUAAGUUUGGUAAGAGAACUGAGACAAGCUGGUAUCCCAGUGCGGGUGAUGAAGGACGAUGACAUCGAGGACGUGGCUACAGCCCGCAGUGACGUGGUGUGGGUGGCGAACACAGACCGUGUUUAUGGUCUCGAGCGAAAGGUCGUCGUAUGUCUCAAAAGUGAUGCUGACCUCUAUGACCGACUUCAUCUGAUGUCUCGCUGCACAUCACAACUGGUGAUUGUCUCCCCUUUGGGGCCUGGACAUGUGGCAGAUGCAUUGCUUUCUCUUACGGAUACUACAGAAAAUGAAUUGGCUCUUCAAAAGAUGGCACGUGUUGAUGUCGAUUCUGGGUCCAUCUCGUCUACUAAACAAGACAAGAAGACAUCCAGUACUGCUGUCUCCAGUUCCGAGGAAGAGAAAGAGGACCUGUGUCGAUGUCUGGGAACAACAGACCCCGCCGAUAUCACAGGACUGUGUCUGUGCUGUGUCCUUGACAAGUUUGAAAAGCUGCAAGACCCAAAUGUUCCAGAAGUCUUCAAAGUCGUAGUUGAAGGAAAAUUUGUCGCGCUUAACCUGGUGGAAUGUCAUGUCAAUGCCCUCGCGGGAAACAUCAAAGAGGUUCUAAUGUCAACAGCCCAGGAGGUUCUAGGGCGACAUAGUACUAAGAAACAGCAGUGUGUCACGAAUGACAUUCUAGAUCUCUACGUGGAGAAGGCCGUCAACGACUUGUCACAGGAAGCGAAGGGACUGUCGUUGUACGUCAUCGCUGAUAAAGUACAAAGUGAAUGCAGGGUCAACUACUUCGAAACUUUCUGUAACAAGCUGCUGACACAAGUUCCUCGUCUCCAUCUGUGGGCGGCAAGUUGUUUCCAUGAAGACGCACCCGCCUUCUGGCAAGUGGAAUAUUUAUCCAGACCCCUCCACUGUCUAUCGUCCGUCGUCAAGGAAGUCGACCAGGACAAGAAGAUCACUAAACACCGUGAUGUCCAGCCGUACAGUGAGCGAGGUGUGGCCGACCACACAGACGGCCCGCCAGUCAGACGACUGUAUCACCGAGGUCAGGGUCACUCAGGUUACUUCCCAGGUGACUGUGUCACGUGCGGUUAUCAGGUGGCCUGUCUCCUACACAGUCUCCGUGUUGGUGCUACGGAUAGUGGCCCUACAACAUCAACAGCAAUAACCUCUACCAGUGUCGGCACAACACCACCCUGUCUACAAUGGAGAGAUGUGCUAGUGUUGCACUGGUAUAACAGAAAUGACAACUCGGGUAUAGUAAACGGACUGCAAGAAGCGGGUAUCCCAGUGCGAGUGAUGAAGGAUGAGGACAUCGGAGACGUGGCAAAGGCCCGCAGUGACGUGGUGUGGGUGACGGAUGGACGUCGUACUCUUGAUCUGAAGAGAAAAGUCGUCGUUUGUGUGGAGUACCCUGAUUUUGAGUCAGUUAGGUCUGAGUUCGUAAGACAGUACAGCCCUAGCUGUGUCCGACUUGACCUCAUGCCCCUCAGUACGUCACAACUGGUGAUUGUCUCCCAUUACAGCGAGCAACCUGAAGGUGACUUACUCUGAGACACCUGUCAGGUGUCACCUCUUGUAGUCAAGUGCCUGUCUCUUACAUCAAUAGUUGUCUUCAGUGUUUCUACUUUUCUGCUCUCAGUCUAUGACCACGUCCUUAUCUCAUUACAUCAUUAUAUUUUCUUAGAUCACGAAGUCUGUGUCUUUAUACCAAUCAUAAUAUCAAUACUACCCUCAUGAAAAAUUGAAAUGAACUACAAUACUGGGAAUCUGUAUUUCUCUUGUCAGUUGUUCUCCAAACCUUAGGAUUCCCUAAUCCCUGUCAUUCUAUAACUCAAACAAGAAACAAUGUGAAUACUUUUUCCUCUUCCGUUCUUUUCCACCUUGAGUGCUGUCAUCAUCUGUUGUAUACAAGUUUGAUGUAUACUGGCUGUUAUCCACUUUUCGUCUGGCAAGCAAAUACUCAUCUGAAAGGGUUUUUUUUUGUGAAGUUAUAAUAUACAUCGAGAAUAAUGGCAUGCACUGCUUUACCAUAAAAUAUCUAUUUUACAUAAAAAAAAUCAGUUAACUGUCUGUUCACUGAGAUGUUAAUAGUCAUGUGGCUGUAUGUUCCAGUCUGUAACAAUAAUAAACCCUAAGCAAGGUCUGUCUGGAAUAAAGACACUACCAAUACCCUAAAACAGGGGUUCUCAACCUUUUACUUGUGACGCCCCCCCCCCCCCCCGACGA